AUGCGGCGAGGUAUCGCAACGGUGUUCAAAUUCUCAGCUGCCUCAUUGUUCGCGGGUGCGGGGGGCUGGCACCUCUGGACGGGACGAUGCUACUUCGAACCCUUCGGCCCCAGCAACGAUCCUUUAUUCGAGAGCGAGUACUUCAAGCAGUUCAACCCAGGAAACCAUCCGUCAAUCAACGACUCGUGUGUGCGGAAAGUACCUCUCUCUCAAAUACCCGCAGAGCUGGUCGCCGAUGCCCUCGCGGGCGGCUCCAAGUUGCUCGAGAGGUUCUGUGCCGGCGUCUGGGGAGGAUAUGGGUAUUCCAUCCAGCGAAACAUCCUAGCUCGAGUUGCCAGAAACGAGUCAAAUGCGGAGUCUAUCUUAUGGGAUAAAGAGCAGCUCCUGCAAAGUACAUACGAGAAAGGCACCAUCGUCACCGACCACUUCAUCGUCGUUUCCAAAACCCCGCAAUCGAUCAUCCUGUGGGGGGCCGAGUCACCGUCCACAAACCCAAACGUUCGCCGCGAGAUGGAGAAUCUAUCUGAACUCUCCGUCGACGUGGUCAGCGACACGGAUAAAGGAGAGGGCGUGGUAGAAUUCCGUAUGAAGAAUAUUUUCUAUAACGGCGCGGAGCGGAUGCCGAAGCCCUUGUUCCCGGCGCCCAUCGUGUGGCUGCAUCUUCAGUACUGCAAGUUGUUAGUUGAGGGAGGGGUGAGCCAUUGCGUUGUUUAGAUGGUUGCUUGUGAAUGUAUGUUUGUAUGUAUUAUGGAGAUAUCUGCCAAACACUCUAGGUACUAUAUGAAUAAACAAACGCCAAGGGCUCAUUGUUGGACCAAGAAAGUGGGGAG
Molecule: messenger RNA, 830 nt
Organism: Aspergillus calidoustus
Lineage: Eukaryota; Fungi; Ascomycota; Eurotiomycetes; Eurotiales; Aspergillaceae
Source: the annotation of a GenBank genome assembly